Messenger RNA from Actinia tenebrosa (Australian red waratah sea anemone), 5027 nucleotides. RefSeq names its product nuclear pore complex protein Nup155. The record is from RefSeq and is a predicted model, not a curated record. Gene Ontology annotation, biological process: RNA export from nucleus; transcription-dependent tethering of RNA polymerase II gene DNA at nuclear periphery; protein localization to nuclear inner membrane. NCBI's taxonomy places the organism in Eukaryota, Metazoa, Cnidaria, Anthozoa, Actiniaria, Actiniidae. Gene Ontology annotation, cellular component: nuclear pore; nuclear pore inner ring. Gene Ontology annotation, molecular function: protein binding; structural constituent of nuclear pore.
UCGAAUAUCAGACAUGGUGUCCAUGUGGAAAGGAAAAGUCAGAAAAAAGAUGUCUUAAAUUUGGGCUUUUUUAUUAAGACUUUGUAAAAUAAAUACCCCAACGAUGCCUGCUGUGUCAGGGAAUAGCUCUAUUAGUCCCAGUAUAGCCGUAGAAUCGCUUGAGAAUGCGGCAAAAGAGGUAGAUCGUCAACUUCAAGCUGAUCGACAGUAUCCUGAUCUUGCAGAACAACUGAGGAUAUCUUCUGGUGGUGGCGUGUCGUUCAGUGGAGUCAAUGACUAUGACUAUCCUUCUCUGUCCUCACCAUCUGUUGGCCUGGCGGGUAUGGAGCUCCUUAGUACAAUCAAAAGAAUUCCACUUCCUGCAGAGCUCGUGGAACAGUUUGACCACAUGCAGUGCAACUGCAUGAUGGGAUUGUUUCCUGAGAUACGCCGAGCUUGGCUGACUAUAGAUAGUGAUAUCUUUGUUUGGAACUAUGAAGAUGGGAGUGAUUUAGCAUAUUUUGAUGGUCUUAGUGAGACUAUUCUGUGUGCUGGACUGACCAAACCCAAACCAGAGAUACUAGCAGAGUCAGUAAAGUACAUCUUGUGUUUGACAACACCUGUUGACAUUGUUCUUCUUGCUGUUACAUUCACACCUAAAUCCAGAGGUGGUUUACCAGAUGAUGGUUUCGCUGAAAUGCACCUGCAACCAGAUCCUCUGUUUUCAAUUCCCUCUGAUAAUGUCUACAUGACCUGCGUCACUGGCACAUUUUAUGGCAGGGUAUUUGCUGGUGGUAAAGAUGGCUGUCUGUAUGAAAUAGCUUACCAGGCCGAAGACAGCUGGUUUCAACGAAAAUGCCGUAAAAUCAAUCAUUCUUCAAGUACUUUAUCAUUUUUGGUUCCGUCUUUCUUGAAUGUCUCUGGUGAAGAUGCCUUAUGUCAGUUGGCUGUCGAUAACACAAGGAAUAUAUUGUACACAAGAUCUGAGAAGGGAACCAUACAGGUUUAUGAUCUUGGUUCGAACGGCAAAGAAACAAGAUAUGUGGCCAGUUUGAACCAAGAAACCAUAUCACACAAGGCCGCUGUUGCCACAAGGACGUCAGACUACAGUAACUUCAAACCCAUUGUACAUAUUGCACCAGUGUCUAGAAAUGAGUCAGACCAUCUUCAUCUUGUGGGUGUCACACACGCUGGUGUCAGAUUGUACUUUAGUACCAUGCCAUUCAGAAACCCACUAGAAAGACCAAACAGACUGAAUCUUGUCCAUGUCAGAAUGCCUCCAGGUUUUGCACCAUCUGCUGCUUCAGUCCGUCCUACAAAUGUUCAUGCUUCAUUCUACAGACAAGGUAUAAGCUUACUUGCAUCAUCACGGACAGAAGACACUGAUGUAUUAUGGGUAACAAGUGCCAACCCGUUUCCCUUCCAAACUCCUCUCAAAGAAAUGCAGGUUACUCUUCCACUUGAUGGUCGCACUUGGGCUGUAAGUGAGGUGCCUGAUUUUGCUGCUAAUUUAAUCAGUCCUUGUCCCGUACUCUUUGAGAAGUGGCCUGAACCACCAAUCGUGGUGAAGCAGCAUGCAUUGCCUCAGAGGUCGUUUGUACUUCUUAGUGCAAAGGGAAGUUACUUGAUGUCCAGUUAUCGGCCGGUAGAACAGCUCCAGCAGCUUCUCAUUUCUUCUCAAGGAUUUGAUUCUGAAGCAGUUCAAGCAUUUUUCAAGCUUCACAAGGAAAAUCAAGCAUGUGCUAUUUGUCUAGUACUUGCUUGCUCGACACAGUCAACUAACCAACAGGUAUCAGAGUGGGCGACAAGGGCAUUCUUUAAGUAUGGUGGUGAAUCUCAACACUCAAUAACAGGAGCCAUGGCAACAGAUGGUGGAGUAGAUCCCAGUUUCAAUAUGGGUAGUCCCUUGUCAGGGGGGGUACAUGCUGGUAGUUACCUGGGGACACCAGCGACUAGACAAGGACAAAAUGGUACGCAGCCAUUUGGACAGAGCUAUUCAACAUCAACUCCUCAUCCAGGAAUGACGGGAGGUGCCGUGUUUCAACCUGAUUUCAACAAGUCUGCUAAGCAUGAUGGGAUAUGCCUUUACAUUGCUAGGAUACUUGGAACAUUGUGGGAUGGUAAGCUUGUUUAUGAAGAAUUUGCUACCCAGCCUACAUCUGGGAAUACCAAGCCUCCAGUUAUCUUCAAGAGUCGUUUCACUUGUGAGCAGCUUGCUUGGUUUUUAGACAAGAUGAAGGAGCUACAAUGUUGGAUGGAAAACAACCUUCAGUUUGUUGCACCAUACGUAGACAGCAGUUUUCCACACAUGUCUAUAAUGGGAGAUCAGUCCCUUCUCCAACAGUCUCACCAAGAAUCGUUUGUUGCUGAGAGAAAAGCACUGUCUAACUUGAAGAAUCUGGUUGAUAGAAGCUGUGAAGCAGUUGGGUUGUGGCAACUGUUAUGUGAGCAUGAUAUCUCUGCCGUUACAUCUCGCAUGGAUACUGCACCAAGAGAUAGAUUAAGACGCUUGAGGUUCAGAGACCUGGUCACUGCUGGACAAGAGGUUUGCAGUGGUCUUAUAUCAUCACUGAUGAACUGUUUCCUGGAUGAUAGUAGCUCAACAGAUGCAAUCAGUGAGAGACUUCGAGAGAUCAGUCCUAGUUUGUACAGUGAUUCUGAUGCUAUAUGCACAAAGGCUGGUGAACUUUUAACCUUAGCAAAGAAAACUACAAAUAAAUCAGAACAAUCUAGACUCCUAAAGGAAGCAUUACAGUGUUAUCGACAAGUCACUCACCAAGUCAAUUUGGAACUUAUCUGUUCCAUAUUUGAAUCAGUCCAUUUCUUCGAGGGUGUAGUAGAAUUGUGUCUUUAUGCUGCUUUGAAGAAAGACCCACAAGGCUUAGCACUACACUUCUACAGGAAUAGUGAAGCACCAGGAGAUGUCCAGGGACAAGAAGCCAUGAUAGCAAGGAAAUACUGCUACAAGUGUCUAACAGAUUGCUUCCAGCGUCUGUUGGCUGUUCGCCUAUCCCCACACCAGUCUCCUAGUCUGCCGUCACGGCCAGGUCCACCACCAGCACCAGACCCCAAUGAACUCACACCAGAAGAUGCUGAUAGAUAUUUGGAACACACUCUUUCUUUAUCCCUGUCAUCAUCAGAUGAGUUAUGGCAUCUUUGCUUGUAUCAGUGGCUGAUUGACAAUGCUCUGACUGAGAGACUCCUCGAGAUCAAGUCUUCGUAUUUAGAGACGUAUCUGAAACAAUCUGCAGCAAAUCAGCAUCCAAACGAGCAGAAGAUUCUUGAUUUGUUGUGGAGAUACUACGAGAAAACCAAGAACUACUCUGCUGCCGCUAGGGUGUUGUCCAAACUGGCCGAAAAAGAAGGACCAGGGAUAAAUCUUGAACAGCGUCUGGAGUAUCUGUCUCGUGCCAUCAUGAGUGCCAAGAGUAGUAACCUAAGGACAAGCACGAGCUCAGAGGGAGAGUUUCUUCAUGAACUGGAGGAAAAACUAGAGGUUGCGCGCAUUCAGCUUCAAGUCUACCACACGCUGUCCCGCAUGAAUAAAUCCCGUCAGACAAGAAACAUCGAGGAAGCCUUGGUAGAACUGAAUGGGCGACUCAUGGACGUAACCACGUUGUACGGAGAUUUUGCCGAUGUUUUUAUGUUAGCUGAGUGUAAACUAGCAAUCGUUCAUUGUGCUGGACAUUACGACCCGACGCUUAUCGAGACAUUGUGGCGGGAAAUCAUCGACAAAGAGUUGCGUGACUCGGCUCAUUGUUCUCCCAGUGACCGUAUCACCAUCAUUAGCAAGAAGAUAGUAACGUUAGGAAAAACAUAUGUGCAUUCUGAAAGAUACUUCCCUCUAGGUGCAAUAAUUCUAAUGCUGGAAAAGAAGAGUGCCGAGCUGGACUGGGACCCAACAUGGGUGUUUAUGUCGAUGCUUGAGAUUGGAAUUCCGUUCCCAGUCCUUCACGGCGUCUAUGAUAGACUCUUCAAAGCAAAGGACCCUUGUUGGCAAGCCAUAGACAAACCUUUGCAUAUCUUAGACGUCUUGUAUCAUUUGCUAUCACGAUUCGUCGAGUUACCGUCAUUAAUAGCGCCUUACGACAGACCGGCAUUUACGACAGCUUUACACGACGCAUGCGCAACCUACUUGGUGGAACUGGAGUCCAUCUGCUCACGUGACCGUACUGUUCAAACUACCCUGGCAAAGUUUAAGGCCCUACAGUCUCGUCUCAAGCGAAUGCUUUGAAAUCCACUCUCUUGAAGUUAGUUUCAGCGAGUAAGGCUUCUUGUGUUGCAAUGUUUCCGAAUGAAGGACUUGACGUUCUUUCUAGCAACAUCUACAAAGACAAGCGUGAUUUAAGUCUACAGUAUACUUCUAAAUAACAGUUGCUAGAGUGGGGGAAAUGUGUACGAAAAGUGUUUAGUUCAUGUAAUUUGGCCAUUCUAUGAAAGAAAACCAUUUCUUGUCAUUAAGCUUUGGCAAGCCAUUCAUGUGCAGUUUUUCGCAACCUGGAAACCAUUCCAAUGCCUAUUGGAAGCUAUGUUAAUGCUAUCAUUGAUGGACGCAAUAGAAACCCAUUCCAGUGCUCUAUCAUUUGAUGAUAGCUUCUAAUUGCAUGUUACUUACUGCAUGUGUCAUGUAGUCACUAUAUCGGAAGCCAUUUAUAUGUCGGCCAUGCUAAAAUACACAAGAUACCAUAUCGCUGUCCAUGGAAGCCAUUUCAGUGCAAAUUUCCCGCUUAUUCAAAACCACUCUACUUGUCAGUAGCUUCUAUUUUUCUAAGAAACUUUGAUUCAAUUCUAUACAACAUUAACCAAUCACAAACCAGGACUGAUUGUAACAUCGGUACUGGCUUAUGCAUUUUUAGAACCGACAUGUUGUAAUGCGAAAGGAAAUAUAACUAAGAAACAAAUAUCGACUGACCACACAAAUAAUUCAGGGUUCUAAUUUUGUUAAGAUUUUUUUUCUCGCAGACAAAAUCCAUUUUUCGCAACAUUUAAUGAUAUAUUGAAGUUGAUUUUAAAAUACUUGUUUCCAAUAAAAUUCUUAGUAAAUAGUC